ACUCGUAAGAGAUUCCGAAGGCCAGCCAUCCCUGAGAUGCCAGAUGACCUUGUAUCGGAGAUCCUGGUUCGACUCCCAGUGAAAUCUCUCCUGCGCUUCAAGUCAGUGUGCAGGACCUGGCACACCACCAUCUGCAGCCCAUCCUUCAUUAGCAUGCACCUCCAGCGCGCAGUGUCCAACCACCAGCGCCAUCAGUGUUUCCUGCUCACGCCGUAUUUUCUGGCAGAAGAUUCGAGCAAUAUCAGCCUAUACAGAUGGCAAAAGAGUCAAGCCAGCGCAAGUCUUGCAUACACACUCAACUUCUUCGAAGGAGCUUCGGUGCGAGUAUACAUUCUUGGACAUUGCAACGGACUCGUGCUAGUUCCCACCAGCACCAAAAUGUAUGUCCUCAACCCCUCCACUAGGGAACUUCUGACACUGCCUGAGAGCAUCCGCAGUAUGCUACAGCCAUCCUCCAUAUGUCGCGCCAUUGUUGGUUUUGGUCUUGAUUCAUUUACAAACAAGUACAAGGUCGUUCGGUUCUUUAAGUAUUCACUGGAUGAGGCCCGAAUGGGAAUGGAGAUUUGUACAAUCAGUGAAACCGGCAGAGCUUGGAGGCGCAGUGAUGUGGAUCCACCAUACCCGCUUAGCGGCUGGCAAACCGCUACAUUCUUCCAGGGUUCUCUUUUCUGGAUCCUCGAUGGGCCUGAUCUAAUACAAUCUCCAGAGAGCCGAUUGCUUCGUUUUUGCUUAAAAGAGGAAGUGUUUAGCUUAACUAUGCAGCCCCCAUCCCCUGAUCUUGACCAUGACGACUUCGCCUUAAACGUGCUACAUGGUGAAAUGUGCCUAGCUCAGUUUGACUCUUCUCAGCGAACAGUGCUCUGGAUGACAAGUGAUGCUGUGAACCCGCAAUGGUAUCGCCGAUGCAUCCUUAAUAUUGAUACCUCCUUCGCCAUAUCGAUUUCACACUGUGGAGUGCUUUUGGUGGAUCUGCAUCGAGUCUUCCAAUAUGAUUUCCAAAGUAAGAAAGCAGAGGAUGUGGCUCACUUGGAUGGCCUAAAGUAUGAUGGACCUGGGUCAUCCACCAUUAAGUAUGCGUGCCAAAACUCGAUGUACAUCGGUGUACUUCCCUGCAUUGAAAGUCUUGUUCCCUUAGCCAUUGCAAGAUGA
Molecule: messenger RNA, 1149 nt
Organism: Lolium rigidum
Lineage: Eukaryota; Viridiplantae; Streptophyta; Magnoliopsida; Poales; Poaceae
Product: F-box protein At1g11270-like
Exons: 1
Coding region: 37-1149 (370 amino acids)
Molecular function (GO): protein binding
Source: RefSeq, a predicted model, not a curated record